Branchiostoma floridae (Florida lancelet) is the source of this 1851-nucleotide messenger RNA. Its product is annotated as antiviral innate immune response receptor RIG-I-like. NCBI's taxonomy places the organism in Eukaryota, Metazoa, Chordata, Leptocardii, Amphioxiformes, Branchiostomatidae. The transcript is spliced from 10 exons. The record is from RefSeq and is a predicted model, not a curated record. Gene Ontology annotation, molecular function: ATP binding; zinc ion binding; double-stranded RNA binding. Gene Ontology annotation, cellular component: cytoplasm. The coding region runs from base 10 to 1851 and encodes 613 amino acids.
AAGGCUAUCAUGGAGGGUCGAGAGACAAUCCAGGAUAUGACUCCCCUCAAGCGCCUCCUACAGCUGUGGGCACCGCAACUGCAGGUGGUCGUUGCUAUGGAGAUGUUGCCACACCUUCCCUGUCUGUCAGAUCAAGACAAGGAUCAAAUCGAGGCAGAAACCCGUAGCCAUGGAAACACACGAGCCCUGAUCACUCUCAUCGAUCGAGUGACUCGAUUCCCACCCGGCUGGUACAGGCAGUUCCUGCAGGGGCUGAGGAGGACCAAACAUGACGAUCUUGCAGAUGAACUGGCCAUGGACCGGGUGCACAUGAAUGUUGUUAACAAAUACGAACCUCUGCUGUGUGAGACAAUCGUUUCCGAGACGCCGAUCACAAUUGGUUUGGAUGCGUCAAACAGGGAACAACCGUCAGCAACUGCCGGUUUUGACGAAUUUGCUGAGAAGCAGGACGACGAAGGAUGUGAAAAGAUGACGCCUCUACAAGCCGCCAAAUUGCCUUUCGAACAAAGUGAACUGAAGGACAUCCCCAUGCGAGGCUACCAGGUGGAGCUGGCAGAGCCAGCACUGGAAGGCCGGAACACCAUCAUCUGUGCACCUACCGGUAGUGGCAAAACUCGCGUGGCUAUCAAAAUCACUCGGGAACAUCUAGAAGGUGGUACCUCCUUCGAAGUGGGAGCAGGUGUGGAUGCACGUCGGCGUGUGGUGUUCCUGGUCAACAAGGUGCCUCUAGUGGAACAGCAAUGCAAUGCUUUCAGGGAAUACCUGAGUCCCAAGUACGACAUUUUGCCCCUGAGUGGUGAAACUGCCGCCGACAUUCCAGUUGGAGAGACUCUUCCCGAUUACGACGUCAUCAUCCUGACGGCACAGGUGCUGGAGAACGCCCUGAUGGACGAGCUGAUCACGCUAGACACAUUUUCCAUGCUGAUCUUUGACGAGUGUCACCACUGCCAGAAGAACGAUCCGUACAACGCCAUCAUGACCAGGUACAUCAAUCAGAAGGUGGAGCAGAGCAGCGCAAGGCUACCACAGAUCAUCGGUCUGACCGCCUCUCUGGGUGUGGGGAAGUCGAAGAGUCAAAAGGAAGCCGUGGAACAUAUCCUGGGAGCAUGCGCCAACCUGGACGCAGAGUGGAUUUCUCAGGUUAUGGAGCACAAAGCCGAACUGCAGUAUCAUAACCAAAAGCCAGACGAAGGACGAGGUCGUGCAGAGGGCAGCAAGUCUGUGCUGAUCGCUGGACGGGAAGGCGGAAUUGCCCUGAAGGAAAAGUUGGACACCAUUCGGGAGAAGCUGAUGGAGAGGGCGAUGCUGCAGGUGUGGCACAUGCAGAGGGAGAAGCAUGAUGACUUUAUGAAGUUGGUCCGACGUCUGCAAGAAGAGUCCAAGAAGGAGAGAGAUCUCGCUCAGGCUUUGAAGGAAAUGCAGAGGAAAACCAAGAAGAUCCGCGGAAAGGGGAUGAGGCUGCUCUGUGUGAAGUGCAAGGAGUUUGCCUGCAAUGUCAGCGACUUCCGCCAGAUCAAGGAGAACCACCACGUGGUGGUGGACAAAACCUUUCCCCAACGGAUCGAGAUCAAGCCCCACCCACCCAAGAAGAUUGACGACUGGGAAAUGAACGGAAAGGUGUACUGCAGUAACUGCAGACAAAACUGGGGAAUACAGAUGGUGUACAGACAGGCCAGCUUCCCCACCCUGAAGAUCGAGUCUUUCGUCAUUGAGAAGUCGGACGGGCAGAGACUGACCUGCCGGAAAUGGAAAAACGCACCCUUUUACGUCAAGGACAUCACCCCUGACGACAUUUCCGGGAUGCUGGAGACGCCGGAAGAAGAUGAGGAAGAUGAACCAAUGUUCGACUGA